UCGUCGAACCGCCUAUCUUUUCCUACCUCCCUCACCUCUUUCUCUUGCAAUUGAUGCAUUUCGUGAUACAGUACCUUCAUUGUAAUUAGGUCAUUCUUCACCACUUUUAACACGCCAUGGCUGAUUCUAAACCCAAAACCCCUUCAAUCCCUCAAUGGCAACAGCCCUCCGCCACCAACUCCGCCUCCGCAUCUCCGCCGAGCUCCGAUGAUGCUUCACGAUCGCAACUUCUACAGCAAGCGACCAAGUUUUUAGAAGAUGAGUCCUUGCGCGACGCACCACUAGAUCGCAAGGUAUCAUUCUUGGAAUCGAAGGGUCUCCGACAAGAUGAAAUUGACAGUCUGCUGGGUGUGUCGCGAAACUCCGAGGCAGCCAGUAGUACGGCUGCAACCGAGGCCGAUAACAAGACCAGUGAGCCUAGCAUCAUGAAGGACACACCAGGUGACUCAGCCUCUUCAUCGCCUUCCACUUCGACAUCUCAAUCAUCCUCUUCUCCUGCUACCACCAUAAACAAUCGGCAAUCCUCGUCCGCUCGUGACGUCCCACCGAUUAUUACCUACCCGGAAUUCCUCGUCAAUCAACCUAAACCCCCUCCGCUAGUGUCCCUUCGUAGCCUCCUCUACACUGUCUAUGGCGCUGCAGGUCUAGGAGCUAGUAUUUAUGGCGCAAGCGAGUACCUCGUGAAGCCCAUGCUCGCCAACCUGACAAGUGCACGACACGAACUGGCCGAAACAGCCCAGGAUAACCUCAAGAAAUUGAACGAAAAGCUAGAGCAGAAUGUAUCCACCAUUCCCCCUCAGCUCACGGCGCGUCGUGCUCAAUCUACUGGCUCAAGCUCUGAUGAUGAGACCGAGUCUGUCACAUCCGACCCAGCGGAGCUAUUCCACCGCGAUGUCGCUGUCCAGACCACGGAAGAUUUCAACCUGGAGAAGUCAUCCUCAUCAGCCGCGAAUACAGCAGACACAGAAUCUUUUGACCCCAGUGCAACUGUGAAUACACAUGUAAAGCGACUUGAAGUCAUCAGGUCGCAUCUCCAAGAAUUCUCCGAGACCAACAAGCAGUCGAGUACGUGCGAUGAUACUGUUCGCAGCAGCCUUAACGAGCUACAUCAUUACUUAGAUGGACUACUAUACAGUAAAUCUAGCUAUGGCGCGGGAACCGGCUACGGGGUCUAUAGUACUCCCGGCUUUGACACCAGCGGAAACACGACUGGCUUGAAUAAAGGCGAGGAAGACGCCAUAUCCAACUUCAAGUCUGAGAUUAGAGGUGUCAAGGGUGCUUUAUUGAGUGCCCGGAACUUCCCUGCUAGCCGGGGACCGAGAAUUAGCAGUGGUAUCGGCAGAUGAAGAGACGGUGGUCUUUAUGCUGAUUCUUUGGUUCGAGGAGACGAAUCAAUAUCAUGUGAACAUAUAUGUUACUUUUUCUUUUUCUUUCUUUGGCUUGGUUACGGAAGAAUGUAUUGGUUUCCAGCAAUAACCAGCAUGGCGUUAGGAAUGAUCUGGUUUAUAAUGGUAUCGAAGAUAUCUGCUAUACUUCGAUUGCUAUGUAUGCCUUGGCGAUGGUUUAUAUUUUACAUUAUGUUACACCUAAAGAGAUAACUAGAUAUAUCUGUAGUGUAUACGUAUAACUAC
Molecule: messenger RNA, 1631 nt
Organism: Aspergillus pseudotamarii
Lineage: Eukaryota; Fungi; Ascomycota; Eurotiomycetes; Eurotiales; Aspergillaceae
Product: peroxisomal membrane protein PEX14
Exons: 1
Coding region: 117-1346 (409 amino acids)
Biological process (GO): protein import into peroxisome matrix, docking
Cellular component (GO): peroxisomal membrane; peroxisomal importomer complex
Molecular function (GO): signaling receptor binding
Source: RefSeq, a predicted model, not a curated record